Messenger RNA from Brachypodium distachyon (stiff brome), 6698 nucleotides. RefSeq lists its product as uncharacterized. The coding region runs from base 230 to 6430 and encodes 2066 amino acids. NCBI's taxonomy places the organism in Eukaryota, Viridiplantae, Streptophyta, Magnoliopsida, Poales, Poaceae. Gene Ontology annotation, cellular component: chromatin; nucleus. Gene Ontology annotation, molecular function: zinc ion binding; protein binding; histone H3K36 methyltransferase activity. Gene Ontology annotation, biological process: regulation of DNA-templated transcription. The transcript is spliced from 18 exons. The record is from RefSeq and is a predicted model, not a curated record.
CUUCCCCGCCGCCGGCUCCGGGGCCUCCUCGCCCCCACCUCCGCCGAGCGUCGACGGAGGCCGCCGCCGGCUUCGCUCCGCGGCCGCCAGCCCGCAGGCAUUCGCCGCUCCGCGCCCGUGUAAGGGUUUUUGCCGGCGGGGCGUGGCGUGAUCGGCGGGUGGAGAAGAGGACGGGGCGGCGCAUUGGAUGGUCUCGAUCCGUACGGCUCCUUGCUGACCACCUGCCGCAAUGAAGGAGGCUGGCGCGGACGGUCGUAGCUGGGAGGAUCAUCUUGCCACCGCUCGGUUGAAUGGAGAGGCCAAGGCGGCCGCACCUCAAGUGGGCCAUGGAUUGGGUGCUGAUAAGGCCUGCGCCAUGUCCACAGAGGAAGAUGAGGAGAAAGAUAAAGGAUGCAAUCUUGCUGUGAAAUUGGAAGAGUCUGUUGAGGCUAUUUCCCCCCCGUUUGAAGUAAGAGGUCGGAUAAGUGAGGAAAAGGGUUCUAGCAUGGAGGAGAGGCCUUUGAACAUGGAUGAAGAGAAGACGUGCAAUUUUCUUGUGGAAUCUGCUGAAUCUGGCAAUUUGCAGACGUGUUAUGGGGCCAAUGGCAGGGUGCUGAGUAAGGCCUUAUGCAUUACUUGUGGUGAUACAUUGUGUUCCAAGGAUGUCGGAUGCGUGCGUGGCUCAGUGGAUAAAGUGACCGAAAGGAGCCAAUAUGAGUUGGGUGGUUUGGUGUGUAAUGGGGGCUUGUCGGAUUCAAUUAAGCACGAUGCUGAUCGAUGUCCAAAUGGGGUUGAUGACAUCAUAUUCAUGACAGAUGAUAACUAUGAGCUGUCACAAGAUGAUUUGAUGCUGAAAAUUGAAGCUGAGGCCUCAGGGCAGUUGCUUGAAGAUUCAGUUCCUUCAGUUUCUGGAAGCAUUGAUGUUUCUUUAAAUGGCAAAGCAGGUCAGUGUGAGGAGGAUGUUCUGUGUAAUGGAGCGUUGGGAAAGACAAGCCUAGAGGAUGUACAGUUGCGCUGCAUGAAACCACACUGUGGUGAUGGGAGUUUGCCAGAUCCAGUAAAAUUUGAUAUCCAGCAGCUGCCACAUGACAUGGAUGUCACUCGUUUGAAGAAAUAUGUUAAUCAGCUGGAUGAGGAUGGCUUGUUGCAAAAAAUUGGAGCAGAGGUCUCUAUUCCUGUGCGUGAAGAUUCAGUUCCUUCUAAUUUUGGGAUUGGUGAAAUAUCUGAACAUAAAACAGGCAUGGAGAAAGUGGCCUGUGGCUCAAUGGGAUUUUUUGGCGUGCUUUCAUGUGAGGGUGGGUUUUGGAAGGAGGCUCUUGAAGACGAGAAUCAGAGUCCCAGGAUGGAUGCGAAAGCAAGGGAAGACAACUUACAGACAUGUUGGGUGGAAACAUGUCAUGGGAAUGGGAGCUUGUCAGAUUUACGGGAGAGUGACAGCGAGAACUUGCCUUGUGGUGCUAAUGGCCCGAGUUUGAUGAUUGAUGCUAAUCAUGAGCUGGAAAAGGGUGUGUUUUUGCCAAGUAUUGAUGCAGACUUGUCCUUACCAGUAUAUGAAGCUUCACUUCAUUCUGUUAAUGAUAGGCCUAUGGAUGUUCCUGUAAAUGGCACGUCUGGUUGGAUUGGCGAGUUAUCUACAAAUAGAACAUGUGUUGAGAAAUUGAAAUAUGAGUCACUGGGAGAAGGUACGCUCUUAUGUGAGAAUGAAGUUGGUUUCCAGACAGAGGCUUCUGUAAAUGCUAGGAUGGGGAUUGCAAAGGAUCCAAUUUCAUCUAUUUGUAAAGAUGAAAUUAUGGAGAGUUCAGAAGCUUGUGGUCCUUUUCCUGAAAUAAAAGUUCCACUCCAGCACCAGCAGACUGACCAAAAACACGAGACCGUUGAUUUACCACUGGAGAGAGACCUGAUUAGAUCUUCCUAUAACCAACCUUGGGAAGAUGAACCUUUUCAUAGUUGCAAAGGGUCUUCUGCACCAUGCCUGGGCCAUCGAGAUACUUCUGGUGUUAAAUUGGGUUCUCCAGAUCAUUUGGCCCAAGAGCUCAAUACAUGUAAUUCUGCCAUUGACAAACCUUGCUCUGCUGAUUUUGUUGAAAAUGGUAAUGAUGGAGAAUUGCAAAACCAGACGUCGGAGUCAUUAAAUGUCUUCAGACGUAGGAAUCCAAGAAGAGCUGCAUCAUCAAGAAUUAAUCUUGAGAAGCAUGAUCAAAUAAAUAAAGGAAGCAAGAACAUAAGGAAAUCUAAGAAGAUCAAGAGAUCAUGGUCAUUAGUUGAAAGCACCAUGAUCAAGUUCCCAAAUAAAACCACAAAAGGAAGAAGUGGCAUCAACAGGCCACCAAAAUCUACUGGUUGGGGCUGUCUACAAAAGCUAACAGAUGGGUUUAGUCAGAACUGUGGGCCUUCAACUUCUAACUCUCAUCUGACUUACAUUGAAAAAGGUAGGUCAAAUACAAGAUCGGAGGAUAAAAAGCAACCAAGUAUACGGAAGACACGAAGUUUAAGAGGCUCAAGAAAUAAGUGUCCUGCCCUUUCUGAUAUCGGAUAUGCAUUGGAUGAAGUGAAUGGAGAAUCUGCCUUUUUAGCUACAACUGGUACCAAUGCCCCCUCAGAAGGUUAUAUCGGGAACUUUCCAAAACUGGUUCCUGAUUCAUUGGUCAAUGUUUCUUGUGAUGCUCGCAAAACUGCACAAUAUAUGUCUAUCCAAACUGAAAUGCAGCAGUUAGACACACACUUGGAGAGUGUUACUCAAGAAACAUGCCCCACAUACAUCCAUGGGCAAUUUGCUAAAUCAACUUCUGAACCUUCUCUGAAUAAUUCUGGCGUUGGAUUUUCACCUGACUCUGUUUUGGAGGUAGCUUCUGUUACGUGUGAAAACAACACUUCUGCAAGCCAUGAUGUUACACUGCGUGAAAACACAUCUUAUCCUGCUGCAUUGGCCGGAGAUUGUCUUCAUGCAUCUACCCUAUCUUCUUUUGACUUCCAAAAAAAUCAUGCUUCGUCAUCAACUGAUUUGGAGCAGUGCACCAAAAAUGUGAAGGGAGAUGAGAACACAAGAAAGGAAGAGAUGAAUCCAUCUCACGCCAGGAUAGGUAAUGGUAUUGGUGAGGUAAAAGUGCAAUGCCUAGAGAUGUCCAAUGCAGUGAGAAGAAGUAAGAAUUUGAGAAAGCAGGAAUGCCAAAAGAAAGAUGGAAUAAAGGGAAAUAACAUGAAAAAUAUUAGUUCCACCAAAAUUCCUUCAAGUGAAGCUUCAAAACUCAGGGCCUCAUUUAAUGAUUCAUCAUCACUCGGUCCAUCUGAAUUACUGCUUUCAACAGGACCUGCGAAGUUUGGUUCUUGUUUUGAGGUCAUAACUUCUGCAACACAAGAUCUCAGUCUUCAUGAACAUAACAGUAUGCAGGGUCCAUCUGUAACUGGUUCUGUACGAGAUCCAAAUGCGAAGGGAAAAAACAAGAUGAAAAAUAUAGCAGAUGAUGUUUUCCUUGAUCCUGUAUCGUCUACUUUACCUUAUCAGUUGGUUACUGACCUGGCAGGAUCUCAUAUGAAUGAACAGAGUAAUCAUAGUCCAGCUACUGAACGUGCAUUCAAGAACUCUGCCGCACUAGCUUUGGAGUUACCUAGAAAUGCUGCUUGUAAAAAAGAUGGGACAUCUUUACCACAACCGGUACGUUCCGCAUGGGUGUGUUGUGAUGAUUGCCAAAAGUGGCGCUGCAUACCAGCUGAAUUGGCAGAUACCAUUGGAGAAACGAAUUGCAGAUGGACUUGCAAGGAUAACCGAGAUAACGCGUUUGCUGAUUGUUCUAUACCACAAGAGAAGACAAAUGCUGAGAUUAAUGCUGAGCUUGAACUUUCAGAUGCUUCUGCUGACGAAGCUGACAAUGAUGGAUCAAACUCGAAAGCUUCUAGAGCACCAUCCUGGACAGCGGUUAAGACAAACUCGUUUCUACAUCGUAACCGCAGGACACAAUCCAUUGAUGAGAGCAUGGUAUGCAACUGUAAGCCUCCUCAAGAUGGCCGUAUGGGUUGUAGAGAUGGCUGCUUGAACAGGAUGCUCAACAUUGAAUGCACAAAACGUACAUGUCCUUGCGGAGAGUACUGUUCCAAUCAGCAGUUUCAAAGGCGCAGCUAUGCAAAAAUUAGCUGGUUCUGUUCGGGCAAGAAAGGCUUUGGAUUGCAGUUGAAAGAAGAAGUAACUGAAGGACGGUUCCUCAUUGAAUAUGUUGGAGAGGUCCUUGAUAUAACUGCUUAUGAAUGCCGCCAAAGAUAUUAUGCUUCUAAGGGCCAGAAACAUUUCUACUUCAUGGCACUAAACGGUGGUGAGGUAAUAGAUGCUUGUACUAAAGGAAAUUUGGGCCGGUUCAUCAAUCAUAGCUGCAGUCCUAAUUGUCGUACAGAGAAGUGGAUGGUAAAUGGAGAAGUCUGCAUUGGAAUUUUUGCUAUGAGGAACAUCAAGAAGGGUGAAGAAUUAACGUUUGAUUACAACUAUGUUCGCGUAUCUGGUGCUGCUCCUCAAAAAUGCUUUUGUGGCACUGCCAAAUGUCGGGGUUACAUUGGUGGAGACAUAUCAGGGUCUGGUAUCAUUGCCCAAGAUAAUGCAGGUGCAGAGCAUUUUGAAACCCUGGCCGCUGACAAGGAUGCUGAAGAAAUGCUCGCUAAUGGGGCUUGUUCUCAUGGUGUAAAUCCAAAUAUUGCUGAGCAUGGAACCUCCAUCCAAAGUGAAGAUUUAAAUGACUGCGCACCUGCAAGCCCGGAGUCUGAACCUCACCAAGAAACUUCACUUAUCUUAUUUGACACUAGUGAGCCAGAGUAUUCCCUGGAAGCGUUGAGCCCACAGGAUAGCGAAGAAAUCACUCGUACACCUGUCCAUGUGUCCCAGACAGAGAAUUCUUUGCAGCAGUUUCCAGUACAUGACACUCAGCCAUUAGACAUUUUACAGAAGACUCGAAACACAAUGGAUUUGCAGUUUCCAGUAUAUGACACUCAGCCAUUAGAUACAAAGGCUCCAAAUGCUAUGAUUGGGUCUACACCUAGCUCUGAUUUGGGGAGCAACCUGGUACCUAGUUUCCAUGCUAAUAAGAAAGACAAUCUAAAACGUCGUAGAAACGUAAAACCAUCAUUAUCUCCUAUUGACAAUGAGCACGCUCUUGGAGUUGAAGGGACACUGAACAACCUGUUGGAUAGAGAUGGAGGUAUCAGCAAGCGAAAAGAUUCAGCAAAUGGAUAUUUGAAGCUUCUUGUUCUGACCGCAGCGGAAGGUGACAAUGCUGGAGGCACAUCUAAAAGCGUAAGGGAUCUUUCGUUGAUUCUUGAUGCACUUCUGAAAACAAAAUCAUCUUCCGUCCUGUUGGAUAUCAUCAACAAGAAUGGAUUGCAAAUGCUUCAUAAUAUAUUAAAGCAGAAUAGAGAUAACUUCCAUCGAACACCGAUAUUAAGGAAGCUUCUGAAGGUAUUGGAGUUUCUAGCUUCGAAGGAAAUUCUGACACCUGGAGAUAUAAAUGCUGGUCCUCGAUGUGCUGGAAUGGAAAGCUUCAGGGACUCAAUGUUGAGUCUGGCUUCCCGGCAUAGUGACGUGCAGGUUUAUAAGAUUGCUCGGAAAUUCCGCGAUGACUGGAUCACUCCUUACAUAGCUGGCCCUGUUUCAACUUCCAACUGUUCCACAGACUCCUAUUUCACCAGAAGAAAACACAAGAGCCGCUGGGAUUAUCAACCAGAAAGCCACUACAGAAUGGUUGGAUUGCAAGUUCAGAAAGUUUAUUCUAGACAUGGAGAGUUGGAUCUUCAGACUGGCUUGAAGAGAAAUAGGUCGCAGGGGAAUUGGGCAAACAUCUAUAAUGAUGAUGCUCCUGUCAUGGGGCGUUCAACAGAUGGUGCAGAUGAUGAAGUGCCUCCUGGGUUUGAGCCUCAACAGGAACAUGGGCCUGCACAAGCUUCUUUAGACUGGGGUGCAGAUGAUGAAGUGCCUCCUGGGUUUGAGCCUCAACAGAAACAGCAGCCUGCACAAGCUUCCUUAGACUGUGGGGUUGCUCCAGGAUUUUGCCAGGAGAGGUAUUUGCCUCACCUGAGUAUUUCACAUGGGAUUCCGAUCGCUCUUGUCCAGCACCUUGGAACCUCUGAAGUUGAAGGAGGCCAUGGUGGCGAGAAAUGGAAAGUAGCACCUGGUAUGCCGUUUAGUCCUUUUCCACCGCUGCCGACUUACCCGCGAGGAAGUCCUUGUCCUUCCACUUCGUCAAAUCAGAUGUCUCAUCACAAUGGAGCACCUGUCAUGAAACACAACAGUUCAGAAUAUAUGGGAAGAGCUGACGGCAGAGGUGGAAGAGGGCAUAGGAAUUGGCGGAAUGGGGCGAGAACAAGGUUUCCAUACAAUCAAGGAAGAAGAUUCCCAAGCAAUCACCAUAGGUUUGAAAGAUGCCAGCCCCCAAGGCCUCAGGAGCAUGGUGGUUCAGGAUUUAGGGGCAGAGAAUAACCCAGUCCUGGCUUUGAACCUCAAGUAUUCAUGGUAAUUCCUGUUCAUCAGAAGUGUAACAGAAACUAUCUUAGAUUUUCAUUUUAUCUAACUGAAGUUUUGUACUACCAUUUCAUUAACAGUAGAACAUAUGCGACAAAUAGGUCAUGGCCUUUGCAAUUUUGUCUUAAUUUUCUCCGUAGGUUCCACAAUGUGUAAUCUCGAGAGGAAUAAUUGAUUUGAUUCAAAUCUUCUUACAGGCUAAAAUGGCUAAUUUGUUCAUUGACAA